GAGAAAGCUAUUUCUGUCUCUGGAGACACUCAUAGGAUUGCAGUGUAAGUAAUUCAGAUCUGGGGACGGAAAAAGAGACUAGGAGUGUAUCUACACUGUAGAAUUAAUGUACAUUGACAUCACUUUAACUGUCAUGACUCGAUGUUAUGGAAUCAUGAAAGUUGUAGGUUUACAAGGUCUUUCUCUUUCUCUGCCAAAGAGUGCUGGUAUCUAACCAAAAUACACUAGGAGCCCCCAAUGGCGCAAUGGGUUAAACCCUUGUGCCGGCAGGACUGCUGACUGAAAGGUUGGCAGUUCGAAUUCAGGGAGUGGGGGUGAGCUCCCAUCUGUCAGCUCUAGCUCCCCAUGCAGAUACAUGAGAGAAGCCUCCCACAGGAUGGUAAAACAUCAAACAUCUGGGAGUCCCCUGGGCAAUGUCCUUGCAGAUGGCCAAUUCUCUCACACCAGAAGUGACUUGCAAUUCCUCAAGUCACUCCUGACACACAAAAAUAACCAAACGGUGCCUCCCAAAAUUCCACAGCAUUGAACCAGGGUAAUUGAAGUGGUGCCAAACUGCAUUAAUUCUACAGUAUAGAUAUGGCCUAUAAUUUGAGAGUAGCUAAAGAACCCCUACUUUGUACACAGCUUUAGACAGCAUUACUGGUUUUUCUUUUUUAAUAUUACCAUGUGUUUUAGAGCUUGUCUUUUACAUAAGAAAAUAAAUAUUGACUCAACAGAGCAAAGCUGAUAUAAAAACUCAAAAGGAUGAGAUCAAAACAAAAGAUGUCAAAGGAAUAGUUGCAUCUCAGGACAACUAGAUGGAGAAGCUGAAUUUUUAAGAUACAUUUUGUUAAGAAACCUGCUAAAUGUGGUAGAGGACAAAUGGUUUUGUUAUCUUGGGAGUUGCCUGGAACUGUUUGUUUUGUGUGUGUGUGUGUGUGUGUGUGGAGUACUAUUCCUUCUUUCUAUAUUUGUUUAAGAUCUAGAGCAGUGGUUCCCAACCUUUUUUUGACCAGGAACCACUUGACCAGGCAUCACUUUGACCAGGGACCACUCUCCAACAUUAAUACCAAAAUAAUUACUAAUCUGUUUUUGGUCAACUUUAGAUUCAGUUUGGUUAUUUGGGAUGCUGAUUCAAAAAAUUGCAUCAGAUAGACCACAUCAGGUCAUUUCUGAUACAGAACAUAUGCCAUCCAGUAGUCGCCAUCUGCUCGCCCAGUGGGUUUGGCCAUGCUCCAGAACCACUUGAACUGCUAUGUAAUCCCAGAAGUUGUAGUUUUACAAGGUUUUUUAGUCUUCUCUUCCAAAGAGUGUUGCUUCCCCACUAAACUACAAAUCAUAGGGUUCCUUAGCACUGAGUCAUGAAAAUGAAAGUGAUGUCAAACUGCAUUAAAUUCUAGUGUAAAUGCAUCCAUAAUCCAAUGCUCCAACCAUUACAACACACUGAAAAAAAAAGGAAUCUAGCCAUUUAGACUGAUUUAUUUAAGCUUUUAUGAAUUUCAGCCCAUUUUCUCAGAUGCUGUGAUGGAGUAAAAUAUUCAAGCCAUAUCUUGUAUUCCACAUGGUGUCAAAUAUAACUUGCAAGUAUGGAUUUCACUGUGAUCAAGACAAUCAUCCGCAUUGCCCUGAAUAUUGUGUCAACCUCCUUCAUCACCAAAUAUGAUAACUUGCCUUCAAUGAUAUUUAGGUUCAUGAUAUGGUGCAAACGUUUAAAAAGGCAUGUAAUACUGGAACACGCUGACCAGGAAGACUAUAGUUUCAGUUACUUCUCCAGAGGGAAACCUGGACCUCAGCCAUCCAUUUUGAUGCUUCAUGGGUUCUCUUUCAACAAAGAUAUAUGGCUUGAUACACUUGAGCUGUUUCCUCACGAUCUCCAUGUGGUCUGUGUGGACAUGCCUGGUCAUGGAGAUACCACUCGCCUCCUGCAAGAAAGUUAUACAGCAACUGCUCAAACUAGAAGGAUACAUCAAUUUGUGGAAUGGAUUGGUCUGAACAAAAGCCCGUUCCACCUUGUUGGCAUGUCCAUGGGAGGGAUGGUUGCUGGGCUUUAUGCUGCUGAGUAUCCAUCAGAGAUCUGUGCCUUGUCCCUCCUUUGUCCAGCUGGGCUAAGAUAUCCAACAGAAAGUGAGUUCUUCGUGUUCUUAAAAGAGUUGGUCUUCUCCAAGGACCCUUCAGACAGUACUAUUGUUUCAGUCGAUGAAAAAGAGGGAGAAAAGUUACUCCAGAUUUGUUUGUAUGAUCCCAGCUUUAUAAAGACACAGCUGGUGAAGGGAUAUCUUGAUGACCGGAGGCCACAUAAGAUGUUUUUUGUGAAUUGCUUCUUAGAUGUUUCCAGUGCCCGAUCCAGGUAUAGCUUUCACGACAACUUGAGAAAGAUCAAAGCUCCAACACAGAUCAUUUGGGGAAAGCAUGACAAGGUCUUUGAUUCUUCUGGUGCAGACAUCUUAGCCACCACCAUUCCCAACUCCCAAGAGCAUUUGUUGGAGAAAUGCGGACAUCUCAUAGUACUUGAGAGGCCCAGGAAAUCUGCUCAGCUCCUCCUGAAAUUCUACAAUUCUUUUCGUGACCUUGCAGAGAAUAAGAAAGUGGCAUAAAGAAAGCACUAAAGACUCAAGAAGCUGAAGAAGUAAUUGCUUCCUAUUCUGCAAAGAAAGUUGGAAUGGACAUUGUGGAUGCUUGCUGAUUUCCACCCAUCGUUAUACUAUAAUUGGUGAUCUAUUUUUUAAGGGGUGCUGCCCCAAUUUUCAGGCCAGGAUAUAAAAAAAACAUUCAAGUCAACUUUUUUCUCCCAAAUAUUGUAACAUGGAAUUAGAUUGUGCUAGGAAAAUUAGAUUGUGCAGUACAAAAUGACCAGAUAUACACAGUCAGCCUGAUAGAUAAGUCGAAAGCCGCUCUGAGUCCCCUCGGGGAGAAGGGCGGGGUAUAAAUGCAUGUAAUAAAUAAAUAAAUUUUGGUGCCAGGAUGAUGGAUUUUGAUACAACCCAUGGAUAAGUCAUUGUGCAGAGAGAAGAAAGCACAAUUCCAC
Molecule: messenger RNA, 3004 nt
Organism: Anolis carolinensis (green anole)
Lineage: Eukaryota; Metazoa; Chordata; Lepidosauria; Squamata; Anolidae
Product: monoacylglycerol lipase ABHD6
Exons: 8
Coding region: 1566-2573 (335 amino acids)
Biological process (GO): acylglycerol catabolic process
Cellular component (GO): mitochondrion
Molecular function (GO): monoacylglycerol lipase activity
Source: RefSeq, a predicted model, not a curated record